Messenger RNA from Paramecium primaurelia, 1289 nucleotides. The record is from the annotation of a GenBank genome assembly. NCBI's taxonomy places the organism in Eukaryota, Ciliophora, Oligohymenophorea, Peniculida, Parameciidae.
AUGUAAAAGAGAAAGUCUCAUAAUAAACUUCCAUCUGAGAUCAUCCAAUCUAAUAACUGCUUUAUUAUGCCUAAGUCAAUUAGGUAUUUACCUAUUUUCUUCAUAUUUUAGAACAACAUAGACUUCAUCAAAAAAUAUUUAAAUUUAAAAGUUUGCUUCUUCUAAUAAUAUUGAUGAUUCUGAUUAAAUAUAUCAUUCAGAAAUCAUAAUGAAUCACCGUUAAUCACUUAAUUUAUAUAAAUCUAAUUUGGAUUUGUAAUCUGCACUUCACUAUUCUGAUGUAAAUUAAGCACAACUUUAAAGAAUUAACUAAUAAAUAUUAUAAAAUAACAUUGAUCUUUAAUCAAUGUAUAAUAAAUCAGAAUAAGAAAAUAAAUAAUUAUAAAAUGAGCUAAUAAAUUUAAAAAAUAGAAUAUCAUUAAAAGAAACAGAAUUUAAGAAAACUGUUGAAAAUAAUGCAUAAUAUAUGAAAGAAAUAGCUUAAUUGAAAAUUUAAAUGUAAAAGGUAUGACCAAUUUUGAUUUUAGUUAAAUUAAACUAUAAAUAAGUUAUCUGAAGAGAAUACAUAAUUAAAAGAGAAAUUAGAAAUAAGUUAAAACUUUAGUAAUUCUAUAUCUUAGAUAUAAGGCCUAUCAAGUAGAAGAGAAUUCAAUUAAUAAAAUGAUUGUAAUUUAAGUGGAUCAAUUAUAUCUCAAAAUUCAAAAAUUAAAAAUAAUAGUUUUUCAAUUACAAAGAAUAAUAUAUCUGAUUAUUAAACUUAAAUAAUCUCAUAUUAAAAUUAAGUAACUGAAAAGAAUUAAUUAAUACUUGGUUUAUAAUCAUAAGUCAGAAAUUUAACAGAAGUUUAAAGACAAUUAAUGUCUCCAAAAAAGAAAUAUGUUAAAGAUUCAUAAUAUUUUCAUUUAAAUAGUCCUCCACAAACACCAAUUGAAAACUUUAAUAUAUAAAAUGAUAGUAAUAUUGUAAGUAAUAUAAAACUAAUAAAUUUGAUUAAUGAUUAAAAAAAUUAAGAUUCAACAAUUCAUAAAACAAGAUAAUCAGAUGAAAUUGAUGUAAAUUUUUUAAUUAAAUUAGGUUGGACCAAGUAUAAAGUCAUAAAUAACUAAUUAAAAAUCUAAAUAAGAGUUAUCUUAAAUUUAUUAAAAAAUUAAUUAAUCAACUAUUUAUACAGCAGGUCUGUAUUCUAGUUUAUUAGAUUAUCAAUAUUUAUCAAAUGUAUUAAAAAUAAUUAUAAAUUUUAGAAUAAAUUACUUAGUGGAUUAAGUUCAAAGGAUUUUAUUUAACAUUGA